AUGGAUUUGGACCCUGAUCUUAUUUGGCAGAUGGGCGAUAGUAUGCUGAUGGACCUGAAUACCACCAAUGCCUAUAAUCGUCUUUUGAAUCGUUGCAAGAAAAUCUUCAAAGAUAAGAUUGUCAUGGACGUGGGCUGUCGGAGUGGAUUGCUGAGCAUGAUGAGCGUGGAUGCUGGAGCUUUUAAGGUCAUAGCUGUGGGAAGUCAUGAAAGUGCCAUGUGUGUGAAGGAUGUCUUGGCAGCGAAGGACAAUGGCGAGAAGUUGGACGUAUUCGAGUUUGUCGAGGGCGACAUUGAUGCGAUCCGGCUGCCGGGUGGCUUGAAAAAGGUGGAUAUCAUAGUGUCGGAGUGGCUGGGUCACUCCAUAUUUGUCGAAUCACUCUUCAAUGAAGUUAUCUAUGCCCGGACUGUCUAUCUAAGAAAGGGCGGACUUAUCAUUCCCAAUAAAGUGGUCCUAAUGGCCAGUGGAAUGGAAUACUGUUUUAGGCCCGAAAACGAUGCGGAACCAGUAACCGUAGUCGACGACUACGUGAGCGGUGACCGGAUAUGUACAGACCAAGCUUUCAUUAAGGAGGUUGAUCUUAACAAUGCCAAUAUAGAUGACGAUACCUUCAGGGCUAAGUUCCAGCUGAAAGGCUUGAAGAAGUGCCGACUGGGAGCGGUGGUUCUCCACAUGGAAGUGGGUUUUACUCGUCCGGAUGGUCGGACGAAAGCUAUCUUCUCCACAAGCCCAGAUUUUCCUCCCACCUAUUUGAGGCAAACCGUCCUAUUCGUAGACGGAGUGGUAGAGGUGGACUCGGAAGAGAUCUUAGAUGGAACAUUUGGCAUGUAUCGAAACGAAAGGGAAGCUCGUAAGGUUCAGUAUUCCCUUACCUUUCCGAAGUACGAUGGAGAAUCUUCAUCUGAUUCCGAUUCUGAUGAAUCGAUGAAGUCUGAGGAAUCGAUGAAGCCUGAUACUACGGAAUCGUCAGACCCAGACGUGCAGAUUGGAAAUGGGUCUUCGGAUGAGACUAAGGAGUCUGAGGAGGACGCUGCGAAUGGAACUGAAAUUGCAACUGAGAAUGGGUCUGAGUAUCAGCCUAAGGAUCAGGCUGAGCCUCAACCUGAUUUUCAGCCUGAGUAUCAACCUGAAUAUCAUCCUGAGUAUCAGCCUGAGUAUCAAACUGAGAAUCAUCCUAAGUAUCAACCUAAGUAUCUACCUGAGUAUUGUCCUGAGUAUCUGCUUGAGUAUCAUACUGAGUAUAAAUCUAAGAAUGAGUCUAAAAAUAUGAUUCAGGAUAUGGAGCAGCCCAACACUGAGCCGAAAUUCACUUCUAUGGAUAAUCUUGUCCCUCAACAGAUGCCUCUGGAGGAGUUUAAGGCCCUGUUUAAGGCUCCUGGUUUCUACGUAGAACGCGAUCCAAGUGAAUUCCUUUAA
This is a messenger RNA of Drosophila bipectinata, 1416 nucleotides long. It is a transcript of the gene Art9, whose product is annotated as Arginine methyltransferase 9. Gene Ontology annotation, cellular component: nucleus. The record is from RefSeq and is a predicted model, not a curated record. NCBI's taxonomy places the organism in Eukaryota, Metazoa, Arthropoda, Insecta, Diptera, Drosophilidae. Gene Ontology annotation, molecular function: protein-arginine N-methyltransferase activity. Gene Ontology annotation, biological process: peptidyl-arginine methylation.